Caenorhabditis angaria is the source of this 1264-nucleotide messenger RNA. Lineage: Eukaryota; Metazoa; Nematoda; Chromadorea; Rhabditida; Rhabditidae. The record is from the annotation of a GenBank genome assembly.
AUGAGUUUUGAAUAUUUUCCGAAACUUCCACCAAAAAUUCGAUUAAUGAUUAUUGAUAAAAUGAACCCCAAAGAUAGAUUACAAUUCAGAAAAUGCUCUAAAUUGUGUUCUAAAGAAGUGAAGAUUUCGAAAAACUAUUGUUAUGGUUUGGAGUGGAACAGCCGAACCUUUUCACUCGAUAAACUUCCAACUAUUGUUCUUCGAUUCUAUUAUGAUUGUAAUAUUUUUGAUACUCUAAAGAUUGUGUUGAAUCAUUUGUCAGAAAAGUGCAUCAAGUUGUAAGUUUUUAAUGAAAAAAUUGAAAUACACCGAAUUUCCAAUUUCUGUUUAGCAAAACUUUUUCACCAAAUCCAAAAGAACCAAUCAAAUCUUUUGGAAAGAAAUUCAAGGAUGAAGAUGAAAUUAGUAUACAUAAAUACGCUCAAGAGGUAUUUAUCAAAAAGUUUAGAAAGUAUCAAGGGGCCAUUAAAAAACUUGUUAUUCUUGGCGACUCUUUUCCUCGAUCUCCCAUUUUCACUGAAAAAAUAGAGAAUUUGGAAUAUCUUGAAUAUUUGCAUUGUGAUGGAUAUAAAAACUUUAUGAGUUUUACAAAACUUCGGGAGAUUUUUUCAAAAAUUGGAGAUCAUAGAAAAUUGAAGGGAUUGAGGCUCGAAAAAUUCCGCGCAACAAAAAAAAUAUCCAAAUUAUCUCGAAUAUAUGACACUCAAGAUAUUCUAUAUCUCGAUUUCAAUUUAUCAGAUUAUCGAAAAAUAACAACCGUAGCUGCAAAAAAUAUAUCAAUUCCAAUUGGAAAAUGGAAACCAGAGCAUAUUUUUGAGUUCUUCAAGAAUUGGCAUCACGGAAAAUUAGAUGCUGUCCAAAAUUUUCAAUGGAGAAUAGGUGACUACGAAGACUUCGAUAUUGAAAAAGUUUUUGAUCUUCUAGAAAUCAAAAGAGUUAACGAAUAUUAGUAAGUGGAAAUUAUACAAUUUUAAAUUUAAAAAAUUUAAAAAAAUUCGUGUCUGUAUUCAGCAAAUCUCAUACAAUUGGACAUGAAUUUGAUGAGAAGAAAAAUGCAAUAAUUAUUUACAAACUGAAAAGUCUAGAAGCGCUCCGAUAUAUAAAAUAUUUGACUUUUCAUGUUUUUGAAGGAGAUAUCGAUGAUUUAGAUUCAGUUCAAAGAGAUCGAGCAGAAAUGAGUGAUUUCUUUCUGUUUUUUCAUCAAGGAAUGCUUACACAAUCUAUAUUUUUCCCGGAUGACAGGAAAUAUAGUUUUGAAUUUUGA